CUCAACCCAAAUGUUAAAGUUGUAUUUAUGCCACCAAACACAACGUCAUUGAUUCAGCCAAUGGAUCAAGGGGUGAUCAGAUCCUUCAAGGCCUAUUACCUGAGAAGAACCUUCAAACAGGCCAUCCGUGCAACAGAAAAAGGUGAUAAAAGCCUGAAAGAGUUCUGGAAAGGUUUUAACAUUUACAGUGCCGUGAAAAACAUUGGAGAAAGUUGGGCUGAGGUUACACAGUCAAACAUGAAUGGUGUGUGGAAAAGCGUGUGUCCUAGCCUAGUGAAUAACUUUAAAGGCUUUGAUAGUGAUAGUGUAGAGGAGACCAAGAGCAACUGUGUAAAGCUUGGGAAUGAGUUAAGUCUGGACAUAGAGGAGAGUGACAUAAAUGAGGUCCUCGAUUCUCACGACUCAGAAUUAAACGCCGAAGAUCUGAUGGAGCUGGGGAAACAAACAGAGGCUGAUGAAAAUGACGACGUAGUGUUACGGCAGUUUACAAUAAAAACAUGGCAAGCGCUUUUCAAGCCCUGGAAAAAGCAAUGGUGUUCUUUGAAGAGCAAGACCCAAAUGCAGAAUGCUUUGCCAGAGUUCACAGGGCAAUGGAAGAUGCAGUGACUUGCUACAGAGAAAUCUAUGAUGAGAAGAGAUAUGCUGCUAAACAGUCAUCAAUUCUUCAUUUCUUCAAGCAAGCUUCUCAUUCCUCAACCUCAUCUCCAGCCUCAACUCCAUCCACAUCUUCAACUCCAUCCCGACUGUUAACUCCAUCCAGAGCAUCAACCUCAAGCCGAUGUUCAUCCCCAGACUCCCCCUGAUGAAGAACUUCUUACUUCAACAUCACCUCAGAAACAGAAUGAGUGAGCAAGUGAGGCAGCAGAUGUGUGUGAGGGAGAGAAAACGAAAAUGGAAAGCCUGUUACCAUGACAACGGGGAGGUAGACGACCUUGAGAGGCUGCGCACCCACCAUCACAACAAUAACAACUCCGGAGCCUUCGCCUGGGCCACACGAUACUCACAGCUCACUUGCACCGUCUGCGCCUGUCUGCUGAUCCCUAUUGCAUUUCCUGCUCCGCUGCCCACGCUU
Molecule: messenger RNA, 1072 nt
Organism: Portunus trituberculatus (swimming crab)
Lineage: Eukaryota; Metazoa; Arthropoda; Malacostraca; Decapoda; Portunidae
Product: tigger transposable element-derived protein 1-like
Exons: 2
Coding region: 28-606 (192 amino acids)
Cellular component (GO): nucleus
Molecular function (GO): DNA binding
Source: RefSeq, a predicted model, not a curated record